AUGCCAUUCGUUUUGAGCUGGCUGGCGCUGCGCGAGAACCGUUCGGAACAGGCCAACCUCCUCAUCCUCUUUGAACGCUACGUGCCCAUCUGUCUGGAGGCGCUGAAAACGCGCUUCAAGAAGAUCAUCCCCAUUGUUGAGAUCGCGCAUGUACAGAUGCUGUGCUACCUCUUGGACGCCCAUCUCAUCCGGGCCAACACGCCUGCCGACAGUCCCAACGAACUCUACGAGUUGUACUUUGUUUUCUGUGCCGUCUGGGCCUUUGGCGGCGCCCUAUUCCAGGACCAGCUGAUGGACCAUCGUGUGGAGUUCUCCAAGUGGUGGAUAGCAGAGUUCAAGAACGUGAAAUUCCCCAGCAAUGGCUCUGUUUUUGACUACUUCAUUGACCCUGAGUCCAAAAAGCUUGAGCCCUGGUUGAAACGCGUUGAGGAAUUUGCUCUGGAUCAGGAUAUUCCACUUCAGGGUCUCCAAAAUCAAGGCCGUAUACAGUCCGUCUAA
This is a messenger RNA of Dibothriocephalus latus, 498 nucleotides long. Lineage: Eukaryota; Metazoa; Platyhelminthes; Cestoda; Diphyllobothriidea; Diphyllobothriidae. The record is from the annotation of a GenBank genome assembly.